GCAGGGGGGGACACCCAGCGCCCUGCGCCCCUCCGCAUCCCACACGGGCUCCCCUCUCUGCCCCUACCAGCCUCCUUGGGGUCGAGGUCAAGGGAAGUUCGCACCGAAAUUCCCUCUAAUUUAUUCAAAGGUUUGGCGGCGGCGGCGCGUAAUUUUUUUUUUCCCCCUCUUCCGCCUACACCCCCUGCGUCUCCGAGUGUCGUCUCGUUCCUUUCCCUUUACCGGGUUCGAUUGCCUCACUGCGUGUGUGUUCGUGAGUUCGCUGUUGAACAACUGUUCCUUUGCUCUGCUGCCUGUCUUUGUUAGUGUUUCUCGGGGUUGUUUCUGUGGCAAGGUGGGGGCGGCGGGUGUGGGAGAGACAGACGUGGGCUUGUUUUUCUAGCUGCUGAAUAUACAUGCAGGUUUCACGGGAGAGCGUUUCCUCGAUGCGCUUUAGGAAGGGAGGAGGGACAGACGCUUGCCAGAUCUCACAACUACGGUAGCUGCGCCGCUUUUGUUUAUUUGGAGGCGCAUGCGAUUGUUAAUACACUGUGCAAGAUACAACCAGUGAGGCGCUUUCCUUCUGAAAACCGAGGCCCGUCUCAGAGCCAUCUCCCGAGCAUCGUUUUCGUGAGUGCUGUCAUAACCGACCUUUUUCUUUGCUCUCCUGUUGUCUUCCUUUCCAUUGUAGUUGAAGUUUCAAAGUACGUGGAAUGGUACAGAAGUUGCAUGGUUACUGUUAUGUCUUCCUGUUGCCUAAACUCUCAGCGGCUAAAAUGACAGACUUCCUUCAUUUCAGAACAUCUCUUUUUCUAAUUGUCGUGGAUAACAUGCCCACACUUCAGUAACACAAUGGGAAAACUGUUCCCUGCCCAUGUUGAUUUUUCAUCUUGUGUAUAAUUACCACUUUAAAUUGUAUUGAAGGUAGGUGAGCAGUAUUGGAAUCACUAUUUAUUAAUAAAAAGAAUCAGGACAGAGCUAUUGUUCACCACCCUAGCAUUUUCAAUUGGCAUAAAUAUUUUUGCAACAGGGUUAUUCUGAUGUAGGUGGCAGACCUAAAUGUGAUGUAGCGGUUAAAGUGUUUGUCUUUCUCAUUUGCAAUUAUUGGAUACUUCUGUGCAGGUGAUGUACCGUUCGUGUAAUACUGCAGUUCUUAGGAAACUAGGGUCGUGAGAGAUGAUUUUCUGAAGGUGGGUGAUGCCAGGGCCUCUAGAAGAUCCAGGCGGGAUCAGGUUUCUUCUGAGGGUAGGGAUUUGUCCUUGAUUUAGUUUUGACCCCUACAAUCAUAGGUAUGUAACCAAAUACAUUUUUCUUUUUGCCAGUAUCCUUUGAUUUUAUACCCUUGAAGAGCUGAUGAUCUUUGCAUUUUAGAGAAAUGACAGUUUCUAGGCAAUUAAAAAUAUUGACCUCUUACACCUCUUGGAAUUUGAGUAAUUUUAUUUCUACUAAAUUCAGAAAGCAUUAAGAGGAAGUAAGUCUCAUUGUCCCAACAACAUUUAUUACUUUAGUUAAAAACUAAGUUUUAGUUUGUAAUUUUGAUUUUUAGUGAUUCUGGGUUAAAGAUAAAAUCUAAUAACUCAGUAGAUUGGGAAAAGAAGUAACUUGAGUGUAAUUAGACAAGCAUGUUUAAGCUGCAGUAGCCUACAUAAUCAAGGCCAAGUUGUGUGUGUAUAAAAGAUCUCAUUUGUGUAGUCUUGCAGGGCUAAUGGAGGCAUCAUUGAGGCUUUAUAAAUAAUGUAAGUUGUGUAUAAUGUAGAGUCUCCAGAGACAGCAGAGAAAGCAUCAUUACCAGCCUUUUCAACCUGCUUGAGAUCUUAAAUUGAUUUACAGCACUGAACUGGUGCAAAAUGAUACAUCAGGAUGACAUGGGGUCAGCCUGUAAAAGUCUAUGAUGUCAGCCUAUUAGUUCAGUCAUCAUAAUUAAACCGUAUUACAGGGGCAGCUAAGCAGGAGUCUGGCGUUAUACUUCGGAUAUGGGUGGUACGUGGAUUUCGUUUAUAGUGGAAAGGCUGGUAUGGGCAGGACACUAAUGUUUCUGAAAAAGGGAAGAAAAGCUUACAGAACUAUGAAUUUCUGGAAAAAAUUUCAGAUAAAUGCAGAGAUAUUUACUCUGGAUUGUAUAAGUAGCUUUUCACUUGGUAGUGGAAAAACAGAUGCUUUGAAGGGUGCUGAUAACUUCUGAUUUGUACUGAAUCAUGCUUUUUGUGAGCUUGAAUUUAACUUGGCCUUAGGGACCUUCUAAAAUAUCAGAGGACCACAUACUUCUUAUCUCUGAUCCCUUUAUUAGCACUGAGUUUGCAUUGUAUUGGUGUAUCAGCUGACAUGUUAUUUCUUUAACUAGUCAUGGUUACCAGGCCUCCACUAAAAAUAAAGAUAUUUGAAUUGAACAUAUGAACAUUUCAGGAAAAGAACAUUCUUAUUUUUGCUUAGAUUUCUCACCAAUGCUUAUUCAGUUUAUGGGUCAUCUAGGGUUGGUGGUGUCCAAUAAGGCAGCCAUAGUCGCAGGUAGCUAUUUAAGUUGAAAUUAACAUUAAAUAAGUAAAAAUACAAAUGUAUUUCUCUGCAGUUGGCACAUUUCAAGUGCUCAGUAGCUGUAUAUGGUUAGCAGCUACCAUAUUGGACAGUGUGUAUAUAGAAUCGUUCCAUCAUUGCAGGAGGUUCUGGUACAUAGUGCUGCCCCAGGACCUUUGCCUCUCUUCUCACUUAUUAUCUCUACUAAUGAGUUUGUGGGGUUAAAGAGAGAAAGACAUAUCAAUUAAUUUUACUACUAAGUAGCUGUUCUUGUUAAAAAACAGUUUGGAAGUAACAGUUGAAGCUACAAGAUGAAAGGGAUUUUGCCAUCAUUAGUGUCAUGGAUCCUAAUUUGAUUUAGAGUAUUAGGUAGAAGAAAUAAACAUAGCUGAUUUUUUUCUGAACUUUUACUGGAUAUGUGUAUGCCAGGCAUUGUUUAUAAUGUUACUAUCUCAUUGAAGUCUCAAAACUUUCCUAAAUGCGGUUGUUAAUCACAUUUUACAGGUAAAGAAACUGAAGCGAGAGUGAUUCAGUGUCUUCCCUCAGGCUGCAUAACUAGUGCUGGCUUUGGGUUACUUUAUAAAACACUAGGAAUGGUAAUUUCUACUUUUCGGAACCUCAGACUAAGAGGCUAAAGAGAAUCCUGUGUAAAUGAACUGAAUUCUCUUCUGCUGUCUUCUUGCAUUUGGAGACUCCUUUAUUUCCCCAUAUCCAAGGAGUGCAUACUAGUGCAGUCAUUAUGAAUGUGACAAGUUUGUUUUCCUUCACAAGUCCAGCUGUGAAGAGACUUCUUGGGUGGAAACAGGGUGAUGAAGAAGAAAAGUGGGCAGAGAAGGCUGUUGAUGCUUUGGUGAAAAAACUGAAGAAAAAGAAAGGUGCCAUGGAGGAACUAGAAAGGGCCUUGAGCUGCCCGGGGCAACCCAGCAACUGUGUCACCAUUCCCCGCUCUCUAGAUGGCAGGCUGCAAGUCUCCCACCGGAAGGGACUGCCUCACGUCAUUUACUGUCGUGUAUGGCGCUGGCCCGACCUCCAGAGCCACCAUGAACUGAAACCACUGGAAUGCUGUGAGUUUCCUUUUGGUUCCAAGCAGAAGGAGGUCUGCAUCAAUCCCUACCACUAUAAGCGAGUAGAAAGCCCUGUACUUCCUCCAGUGCUGGUUCCAAGACACAGCGAAUAUAACCCUCAGCACAGCCUCUUAGCUCAGUUCCGUAACUUAGGACAAAAUGAGCCUCACAUGCCACUCAACGCCACUUUUCCGGAUUCUUUCCAGCAACCCAACAGCCACCCGUUUCCUCAUUCUCCCAAUAGCAGUUACCCAAACUCUCCUGGAAGCAGCAGCAGCACCUACCCUCACUCUCCCACCAGCUCAGACCCAGGAAGUCCUUUCCAGAUGCCAGCUGAUACGCCCCCACCUGCUUACCUGCCUCCUGAAGACCCCAUGACCCAGGAUGGCUCUCAGCCAAUGGACACAAACAUGAUGGUGCCUCCACUGCCCUCGGAAAUCAACAGAGGAGAUGUUCAAGCGGUUGCUUAUGAGGAACCAAAACACUGGUGCUCUAUUGUCUACUAUGAGCUCAACAAUCGUGUGGGUGAAGCGUUCCAUGCCUCCUCCACAAGUGUGUUGGUGGAUGGUUUCACUGAUCCUUCCAACAAUAAGAACCGUUUCUGCCUUGGGCUGCUCUCCAAUGUUAACCGGAAUUCCACUAUUGAAAACACUAGGCGGCAUAUUGGAAAAGGAGUUCAUCUUUAUUAUGUCGGAGGAGAGGUGUAUGCCGAAUGCCUCAGCGACAGUAGCAUCUUUGUGCAAAGUCGGAACUGCAACUACCAUCAUGGAUUUCACCCCACUACUGUUUGCAAGAUCCCUAGUGGGUGUAGUUUGAAAAUUUUUAACAACCAAGAAUUUGCGCAGUUAUUGGCACAGUCUGUGAAUCAUGGUUUCGAGACAGUCUAUGAGCUCACAAAAAUGUGUACUAUACGCAUGAGCUUUGUGAAGGGCUGGGGGGCAGAAUACCACCGCCAGGAUGUCACCAGCACCCCCUGCUGGAUUGAGAUACAUCUGCACGGCCCCCUCCAGUGGCUGGAUAAAGUUCUCACUCAGAUGGGUUCACCUCAUAAUCCUAUUUCAUCUGUGUCUUAAACGGCCUCAGGCUUCUGCCUCUUGAAAACUAUUGAGCCUUGCAUGUACUUGAAGGAUGGAUGAGUCAGACAUGAUUGAGGACUGACAAAGGAGCCUUGAUAAUACUUGACCUCUGUGACCAACUGUUGGAUUCAGAAAUCUAAAAAAGAAAAAAGAAAAAAAAAAAAAGAAAUCCUUGGUAACAUACUGUUGAUAUCAAGAACCUGUUUAGUUUACAUUGUAACAUUCUAUUGUAAAGUCAACUAAAAAUGCAGACUUUGAGCAGGACUUUGUGUAUAGGUAAAGGAGAGAUGGCCAAGCCAGGGACAAAUUGUCUAUUAGAAAAACAGUCCUAAGAGAUUCUUUUGUGUUUGGCACUUUAUGGUCAUCGUUUGGCAGAAGUUUAGCAUUAAUAGUCUUUCUGAAGUGUGUUUUUAUCAGGUUUGGAGCCCGUGUUGAGUCUUCUUUUCAUGGGUUUUCAUAAUAUUUUAAAACUAUUUGUUUAGUAAUGGUAUUUUGUUUGUUUUUUAAGUAAAGGUUAAUCUUGAUGAUAUGCAUAAUAAUCUUUCUAAAAUUAUAUGCUGACCAUACUGCUGUCAGAAUAAUGUUAGGCAUACGCUCUUUGCUAAAUAUGUAUGUACAAAAUAUUUGGAAGUUAAGAAUUGAUUAGACUAGUGAAUUUAGGAGUAUUUGAAGUGGGUGGGGGGAGAGGGAAAUGACAACUGCAAGUGUAGAAUAUACUGUAAAAAUUUGGUUUGUUGCUUUAAAGAAACAAACUGAUGUCUGAAUUUUGCUGUGUUUCAAUUUUUUAGAGAUUUUAUCCUUUUUUUUUUUUUUUUUGGCAUUCUUCUAUCCCAUCCUCUUCAAAAAGCAGUAUGCAGCUGGUUAAUUCAUAUAACUGUGAGAGCAAAUGAAUAAUUCCUGCUACUCGGAAAUUGACUGCCUACAUGUUUCAACACCAGUUGUAUGGAGUGCUUGAAUUUAAAAAGCAGUUUUUAUGGAGUUUACAUUACAGAAAUAGGCUUUAAUUUUCAAGUGAAUUGUUUGCCAAAUCUAGUAACUCUGUUAAAUAUUUGGAGAAUUUAAAUCCAUUUCAGACUUUUUUAAUUUUUUUGUACUAUGUUUGGUUUUAUUUUUCUUCUGUUAAUCUUUUAUAUUCACUAUGCUCUCAUACAUUGAGUACUUUUAUUCCAAAACUAGUGGGUUUUCUCUACUGGAAAUUUUAAAUAAACCUGUCAUUAUUGCUUACUUUGA
Microcebus murinus (gray mouse lemur) is the source of this 5860-nucleotide messenger RNA. NCBI's taxonomy places the organism in Eukaryota, Metazoa, Chordata, Mammalia, Primates, Cheirogaleidae. The record is from RefSeq and is a predicted model, not a curated record.